Molecule: messenger RNA, 867 nt
Organism: Naumovozyma castellii
Lineage: Eukaryota; Fungi; Ascomycota; Saccharomycetes; Saccharomycetales; Saccharomycetaceae
Exons: 1
Coding region: 1-867 (288 amino acids)
Source: RefSeq, a predicted model, not a curated record
AUGUGCCAGGUUAAGCUAAUGAGAGAAAUUCGUUCAGGUCUCAUAUCGAUGGAUUAUUUGGAAGAGAAGAAAUCUUUAAAUCAUACUUCUCCUACAGCGAAGGGAAAAUCAAACCCAUUAUUGGAUUUGACUCCUCCCACUUCUCCCUCCACCAUAUCUUCAAGUGUUUUCUCGACAGCAACUUUAUCAAGAGGGAAUUCAUGUUGUUCAGGAACAAUUGGAAAAUUUGAUACCUUCACCCAAAUUCAAGAUUGUGAAUUGUUGUCCAUACAAAGAAUCCAGGCGAGAUGGCAAUACACUUUGAAAUAUAAAAUGGCUGGUACUGAAAACACUCAAAAUAAGUAUUAUCAAGAUUUUUAUUCUUUACAUUGUAAACUAAUAGCGCUGGAUGCUAAUAAUUUGCCUAAUUUACCCUCACCUAUUGACCCCAUUAAGAGCGUACUGAAAGAUGCACUGAAUAUGGACACAAGGAAGUUCGACUUUAAUUGUUAUCUGAAAGGGAUCAUUGCGUCCACAAAUUCAUCUCGUAAACUAAAAAAAAAUUUCUACAAUUGGAUGACAACUGGGAGCUUCGAAUCAGAAAUUAAGGAAGUCCAGAUGAUCCCCUUGAAAUUGAAAAUUUUAUUUAGGGGUGAUUACUAUGCAAUCAAAUGUUUUGAAACUGACAUAAAUACUUUAAAUGAUUUACAGCAUUUGGUCUGUGAAAGGCUGAAAGUACACAAUGAGUCCGUUGAAUCAAAUGCGUUGAGAUUAACAGCGAAACUGGAAGGUUGGUAUAUUGUAGAACUAGCAAACGAAGACGUUUAUCAAAACGUCUUAUCAAAAGUUAGAGUGGCACAACGAUUAGUUUUGGAGGUUUCAAUAUGA